Tricharina praecox is the source of this 1395-nucleotide messenger RNA. Its product is annotated as concanavalin A-like lectin/glucanase domain-containing protein. The transcript is spliced from 3 exons. Lineage: Eukaryota; Fungi; Ascomycota; Pezizomycetes; Pezizales; Pyronemataceae. Bases 154 to 1326 code for a protein of 390 amino acids. Gene Ontology annotation, molecular function: hydrolase activity, hydrolyzing O-glycosyl compounds. The record is from RefSeq and is a predicted model, not a curated record. Gene Ontology annotation, biological process: carbohydrate metabolic process.
CAUGCUACAUACAUGGACACGAUGUUACACCUGCCCAACGAAGAAGGCCCUUCCCAGUGCUCCUCCACCUCUGUUUUGUACAUAAGACGCCGCUUGUUCCCGUCCACGUUGUUUUCUUAGUAAGGAAAAAAUACUCGGAUUCGAUUCUGACAGAUGACUCGGAUCUUCUUUACUGCUACUGCUGCUGCUGCGGCAGUGUGGAUAUCGGGCGCCGCCGCCGCCCUCUCGGACAGCGAUUGCGAUUGCUACCGCACAUCCGCAAACGACGUCUUCACGGACUACACGCUCUCCGAUUUCCGCCGCGUAGGCAGUCCUAAAGCCGUUCCGGAGUUGCAAUCAACCCUCCCGGACUCGGCGUUCCGCAGCACGCCGGACGCAGACACUGGCGUGCUGCAGGACGGGUUCAUAUCGGGACCGAAGUGGAAUCAAAGUUGGACGAUCCAGGAGUGGGGCAGGCCAAAGGCGAAUGAUACACUGUACCCGAUGAGCAAUAGCUUCAGCAAUGUCUUUAUCGAUCGGAAUAAGGAUGGUGAUAAAAAGGCGAAGACGAAGCUCGUGUUGAGGACUAGACGGUUUGAGGGGUUUCAGAGUGCUGCCGAGGUCGAGCAUCAGCAAAAGAAUCUACUCUACGCAUCGGCCCGGUUCCGAGCCAGGGUCAUUGGUGAUGCGGGUGCAGUGGCAGGACUGUUUUACUACCAGAACGGAAACAACGAGAGUGACAUUGAAAUCCUGACUCGAGAUGAUCCCACGAUAAUUCGUUACAGCAAUCAGCCCACCGUUGACGAUGAUGGCAACCAGAUACCAGACUCAUCAACCAUAUUCAACUUGGCCACAAAGCAGAGGAGAGACGACAUCGAAGACAAGAAGAAGCGCUCUUUUCUCUCCCCACGGGCUGACGGCGACCUUGCAUGGACGGAGUGGCACACUCACCGUAUCGAUUGGAUUGCGGGGAAAUCCUCGUGGUAUGUCGACGGAGAAUUUGAGCUCGAGAAGACAUACGGUGUACCGACCGUACCUUCAUAUAUCGUCCUGAACAUGUGGGGAGAUGGUGGAGUAUGGAGCGGCGAGAUGGAAGUUAACGCCGAGGCGAGACUUGAGAUCGAGUGGAUCGAGAUGGCAUUCAAUACUUCGGGCCCCGUCGAGGGUGUUCCCGACGAAGAGGAUAAUGCACGGAGGAAAUCCAAGAGGGCCGACGCGUGUACGAAGAUGUGUACUCUCGGCGACGGCGCGCCCCAUCAGUCCGGUGCAGUGGGUCUUCGGAGGACAGAUAGCCGCUUGGCCAUUGCCGUUGCUAUCGGAGCAAUGGUGCUCUUUGUUGCUUUCUGAGUUAUCCGUAUACUGCCUGUGGUUUAGCCGUAUUGUUUUGCAUCGAGUUCGGGGUUUACUGAGCAGUCG